Capsicum annuum is the source of this 1512-nucleotide messenger RNA. RefSeq names its product pollen-specific leucine-rich repeat extensin-like protein 4. The record is from RefSeq and is a predicted model, not a curated record. The transcript has 2 exons. Lineage: Eukaryota; Viridiplantae; Streptophyta; Magnoliopsida; Solanales; Solanaceae. Gene Ontology annotation, molecular function: protein binding. Bases 61 to 1512 code for a protein of 483 amino acids.
UUUCCUUUGCAGAAUGCAUUACAACAGGCAACCUUGGGGCUUACAACACAACUAAUAAAGAUGCUGGCCUCGGGUUGCUUUCUCGUUUUCCUUGUCUCGUUCUGUUCAUUUUCAUCAUCUUUUGCAUUGACUGAUGCUGAGGCGGCUUUUAUUGCUCGUCGCCAGCUUUUAGGUGACAAUGAGGAACUUUCGAAUACAUUGGAGGAGAUGACCGUUAACUUGAAAUUCGAGAAUGACAGGUUGAAAAAAGCUUAUAUUGGUCUGCAGGCAUGGAAGAAAGCUGUUUACUCCGAUCCAUUUAAGUUCACAGCUAACUGGGAAGGUGCUGAUGUCUGUGCCUAUAAGGGUGUCUUUUGUGACCAAGCUCUUGAUGAUCCCACGAUCACUGUUGUCGCCGGGAUUGAUCUCAACCAUGCAGACAUAGCUGGCCACCUUCCAGUGGAAAUUGGCCACUUGGUUGAUGUUAGUCUCAUCCACCUUAAUUCAAAUCGGUUCUGUGGAAUCAUUCCUAGGAGCAUUAAAAAUCUUUUGCUUUUGGAUGAGGCUGAUUUCAGCAACAAUCGUUUCGUGGGGCAAUUCCCUGAUGUUUUGCUUGAGUUGCCUAAACUCAAGUACCUUGAUCUUAGGUUCAACAACUUUGAAGGUCAAGUGCCUUCUGGGCUAUUUGAUAAGAAUCUUGAUGCAAUAUUUCUCAAUGAUAACCGAUUCCACUCCAUUAUCCCUGAAAACUUUGGCAAUUCCAAUGCUUCAGUGGUGGUAUUGGCGAAUAACAGAUUCUAUGGUUGCAUCCCAAAAAGUAUUGGUAAAAUGGGCAACACAUUAGAUGAGCUCAUAGUCACCAACAAUGAACUCUCUGGUUGUUUGCCUGAAGAAAUUUCCAAGCUCGUGAGCCUAACAGUGUUUGAUUUUGGCAGAAAUAAGUUUGCUGGAUCCUUACCUAAGGAUUUAAAAUCCAUGCAGAAAGUCGAAAUCUUUGACAUUGCAUCAAACAGCUUCAUGGGAAAUGUUCCAAAGAACCUUUGUACCUUGCCCAAAUUGGACAAUUUCACAUUCUCAAAGAACUACUUCGAGAGCAUGGAUGAAACGUGUAAGACAUCACACUCCAAUCAUGUUGUGAUAAAUGGCAAGGAGAAUUGUAUUGUGGGGAGAUCAGACCAGAAGACACAGAAGGAGUGUUUCCCUGUUCUGAGCAAGCCUGUUGAUUGCAGUAAAGGACUUUGCGGAGUUUCAAGGGAAGGACUGAGUCCAAAAGACCCUGAAACACCUACAAGUUCUCCACCAUCAAAGCCAUCAACACCAACGAGUCCACAACCAAAGCCAUCUCCACCAUCAACAGUCGCGUCACCACCACCUCUAAAGGCGUCACCACCACCACAAGUGGCCUCACCUCCACCUCUAGUCCACUCACCACCACCACCAGUGGCCUCACCUCCACCUCCAGUGGCGUGCAGCCCUUUCUGGGUCCUGCAUAGAUAUGAGAUGCAACCGAUUCUCGAUUCUGCAUCAAUGUGA